Jaculus jaculus (lesser Egyptian jerboa) is the source of this 3791-nucleotide messenger RNA. It is a transcript of the gene Aasdh, whose product is annotated as aminoadipate-semialdehyde dehydrogenase. Gene Ontology annotation, molecular function: protein binding. Bases 440 to 3709 code for a protein of 1089 amino acids. The record is from RefSeq and is a predicted model, not a curated record. Lineage: Eukaryota; Metazoa; Chordata; Mammalia; Rodentia; Dipodidae. Gene Ontology annotation, biological process: amino acid activation for nonribosomal peptide biosynthetic process. The transcript has 15 exons.
GCCGGGCCGGGAUGGAGCCGGUGGGAGCGGGCGAGAGGGCGUGGCCCAGCUAACCUGCCCUGGUGACCUCUCGGAGUGCCCGGCCGUGCCGGUGCCGGUGCUCCUGCCCUGCCCUGGCCCCGCCGAGCCUGGUUCCCGGGAGCCAACGCGAGCCCGCCUUGGAAACCGUAGAGCGGUGCCCGCAGACGUGGUUGCACGACGUGAGUGAAGAUGCAGGCGGAUUCGGGGACAGAAAGUCCCAGAUUAGAUUCGGCUGGGCCCACCCCGUAACCCACGCAGUGGGCUGGCGGCCGACCUGCGGCCUCGGGAGUGGUGAGGGGGCAAGUGACCUCCACUGGACGUUGUGACCUGCGGAGCCCCUGUGCCACGUUCCCCUGGCUUCUCUUUCUCCCCCUGUGUAGAAUCCUUUGCCGCUGACGUUUAGACAAACUCCAGUGAAAUGACUCUUCAGGAACUGGUGCAGCAGGCUGCCUCUGCGCAUCUGGACAGAGUAGCCGUGUGCUUUGAUGAAUGCAACGGCCGGCCUCCCGUGUGCCAUUCCUACAAGACGAUGCUUAGUGCUGCCUCAGAGUUAGCCAGUUUUCUGCAGUCACACGGUGACUUACAAGGAAUUUGGGAAAUUGGUCUCUUCUGUCAACCUGGGGUAAAUGUACCCUCCUGGAUUUUAGGCAUUCUCCAAGUCCCUGCUGCUUAUGUGCCCAUUGACCCCGAGUCCCCACCGUCAUUAUCUACUCACUUCAUGAAAACAUGCAACCUGAAGUACAUUCUCAUUGAGAAAAAGCUAAUGAACAAGUUCAUGUCUUCCUAUGAAACACUUUUGAACUUUGACACAGUUUCAGUAGGACAUAUGGACCUGGCACUCUUCAGACUGCAAUGGGAAAACGUUGAGGUGAACUGGCUACUAAGUACUCGAAAAGAGAAAUCUGAAAAUGGAAAUGGAAAAAGCACCCUGAGUUCUGAAGACAGAAGUACAGAUGAGGAACACAUGGCUGUGAGGCAGAAGCCUGGCCUAGCCUAUGUUCUGCACACGUCAGGGACCACAGGGAUGCCGAAGGUUGUCAGAGUGCCGCACGCGUGCAUCCUGCCAAAUGUCCAGCAUUUUCGGAUACUUUUUGACAUCACACAAGAAGAUGUUUUGUUUCUGGCCUCACCUCUGACCUUUGAUCCAUCUGUUGUGGAAAUAUUUGUUGCACUAUCAAGUGGUGCCUGUCUGCUUAUUGUACCAACAUCUGUCAAAGUACUCCCAUCAAAAUUAGCUGCUGUUCUAUUUUCCCAUCACAAAGUGACUGUUUUACAGGCAACACCAACGCUGCUUAAGAGAUUUGGAUCUCAGCUUAUCAAGUCAGCUGUUUUAUCUGCCAGCACUUCUCUUCGAGUUUUGGCCCUGGGUGGGGAAGCCUUUCCCUCCCUGGCCAUUCUCAGAAGCUGGAGAGCAGAAGGCAAUAAAACUGUCAUCUUUAACAUCUACGGUGUCACUGAGGUAUCAAGUUGGGCGACCUUUUACAGGAUCCCAGAGGAGACUCUUAACUCUACUUUGAAAUGUGAGCUGUCUGUGCCGCUGGGGCGCCCACUGCUUGGAACUGUGGUUGAAGUCAGAGACACAAAUGGCUUCACAAUUCAAGAUGGCACUGGACAAGUAUUUUUAGGUGGUAAAAACAGAGUAUGUUUCCUUGGUGACGAAAUGAUGGUACCUCUUGGGACAAUGAGGGCCACAGGAGACUUCGUGACUCUGAAAGAUGGAGAGAUGUUUUUCCUGGGCCGGAAGGACAGUCAGAUCAAACGUCACGGGAAACGCCUGCACAUGAAACUUGUGCAGCAGGUUGCUGAAGAGCUUCAGCAGGUGGACUCCUGUGCAAUCACAUGGUACAAUCAGGAAACAUUAAUUCUCUUCAUUGUACCCAAAGAUGGUUUAGUAAAGGAUUGCCUCUUUAAAGAAUUGCAGAAGCAUCUUCCAGAUCACGCUGUCCCUGAUGAAAUUGUGCUGAUUGAGACUCUGCCACUCACACCCCAUGGCAAAGUUGAUGUUUCUGAGUUAAACAGGAUAUAUUUAGACUACCAGAACUCAAAGCCUAAGAACAAACUCCACGGAAAAGAGGAACUUUGGGGAAAAUUACAGUAUUUAUGGAAGACCAUUCUAAGUCUCCCAGAAGAUACUGUGACGGUUCCUGACGAGUCACUUUUCUUGAGUAGUGGUGGAGAUUCCUUCAAGGCCACUUGGCUCUUCAAUGAGAUUGAAAAGCUCAUUGGGACCUCCAUACCUGGGCUUCUGGAAGCUAUUCUCAGCACUUCCAUUUUAGAAGUUUACAGUCACAUCAUUGCCACGGUGUUCACGGAUGAGGACCUGGCAUUCACUGAGAGUUGUGCCACCAAAAGGAUGUGCCACAGUGCUGAUCACUAUGAAGCCAGUGGAUGGCCUUCACAGAAGUCUGCUGCGCCUCUAAAUGACACCAGUGACGUUGGAGCCUCCAUUGCAGUGAGCAGAGGGAGUCACGUCUCCUCAUUGAGUGCAGGGCAUGAUCCUUUAGCACAUGCUUCUGACUUGACGUCACAGAUUGACACUCACACAUUGAAAACCAUAAGUCCUCCGGCUCUUACUGGAAAGCCAAAGGAGCCAUGCCAUGUCACAGACAUUGGUGAUGAGCAGAAAGCCAUGGAAGGGGGUGAGAGGCUGGCAUUGCGGGUGAGGUGGAGGUCAGACACAGGCCGGUGUGUGGACGCUUCCCCUCUGCUUGUGGUCUGUGCCGAGGACAAGUCACCCACAACCGUGUAUGUUGGCUCCCAUUCGCACACGCUGAAGGCUAUUGACCUUCGCUCUGGGAAGACGAGAUGGGAGCAGGUCUUGGGAGGUCGUAUUGAGUCCUCAGCGUGCGUCUCUAAGUGUGGGAACCUCGUUGUGGUGGGCUGUUAUGAUGGAGGGGUGUAUGUUCUGAGAAGUAACACUGGAGAGAAACACUGGGCGUUUACUACCAAGGAUGCUGUCAAGAGCUCCCCAACUGUGGAUGCAGGCACAGGACUUCUUUACAUUGGCUCUCAUGAUCGGCAUGCAUACGCUCUGGAUAUUUACAAGAAGAAGUGUGUCUGGAAGGCAGAGUGUGGCGGAGCCGUCUUUUCCUCUCCUUGCCUGAGCCUGGUCCCACAUCAUUUGUACUGUGCCACACUGGGAGGACUUCUGCUGGCUCUGAACCCUGCUACUGGGAACACAGUUUGGAAACAUGCCUGUGGAAAACCACUCUUCUCUUCCCCUCGGUGUUGCCAGCAGUAUGUUUGCAUUGGCUGCGUAGAUGGCAGUUUACUCUGUUUCUCUCACUUAGGAGAGCAGGUUUGGCAGUUCACUGCUGGUGGACCAAUUUUCUCAUCCCCGUGCAUCUCAGCGUUGGAACAGGAACUGUUCUUUGGUUCCCAUGACUGCUUUAUCUACUGCUGUAGCAUGGAAGGCCGCCUCCGGUGGAAAUUUGAAACGACGGCCAGGGUGUACGCAACCCCGUUCGCCUUCCGCCGUCACAGCGGCCGUAGCGAGGCCUUGCUGGCAGCAGCGUCUACUGACGGCAAACUGUGGAUCUUGGAGUCUCAGAGUGGACAGCUGCGAAGCGUGUAUGAACUUCCUGGAGAAGUCUUCUCCUCUCCUGUGGUCUGGGAGUCAAUGGUCAUCAUUGGGUGUAGAAAUAAUUACGUUUAUUGUCUGGAUUUAUUGGAUGGCAAUCAAAACUAGUGAAAUAUGAUCUCUAUAAGUAUGUACGUAUGAGACAUUUGAAGAUGUUUUAUCACUAUAAAAUCACAUGGAGAGUUUUAUA